This is a messenger RNA of Acanthoscelides obtectus, 4062 nucleotides long. The record is from the annotation of a GenBank genome assembly. NCBI's taxonomy places the organism in Eukaryota, Metazoa, Arthropoda, Insecta, Coleoptera, Chrysomelidae.
CUUGUCGCGGUCGUCAUGGAGGCAAACCGCGUGCGUUUUCUAUAAGUUUCGCGUCGGAGGUCAUCGACGAUCAGUUUCGUUCACGUUUCGCUGUUGUUGGGAUCGCUCGUGGUUGCCCGCCAAGCGGGAGCGCCCGCCGCGUCGAUAUUCACUUGUUUUGAUGUGUCGCGCUGCGCGGAUCAUGGCCCGCCUUGAUUGCCGAUGCAACGGUCGCCCUCAGUGACACAAGGGUGCGCUUCGUACUUGGUGAUUGGUGAAAAAUCAUCAGGCCAAUACGCCAAGUCAGUCAAGUCGAAUCGAUUUUUUUGUCUUUGCCGUCAAUUAGAUCGAUUUUUUACUGUGCUGUGAGAUCUCACGUUGUUGUUUAAAGUACCUCCACUGAAGUUUGUCUUCAGGGAUUCUGUAGUCUGUGAUAGUGCUUUGUCAUCACGAUGGUGGCCAGCGGCGAGUUGAUCUGCCUGCAAAGGCAAGAUUGUCCCUGCGACGAAACGAAAUUAAACAUCAAGAACUCUAGCAGUGACAGUAACAACAACAAUCUGGAUACCAAUUUGAAACUCAUGAACGGGGUUACCGUUGCCAAUGACGGUAGAAGAGUUCAAUACAGGACCAUUCAAGACCCUGCAAGCCAAAGACUGACGUGGUACAAACCACCUUUAACUGUACUUGUGAUAAAGAAAGCACGAGAUGCAUCCGUGCUUUCGCCUUUUGUACAACUUAUACAAUGGCUGAUAGAGGAAAAGCGUAUGGUGGUGUUCAUCGAAGGAGCGGUGAUGGAGGACCACAGUCUGGACCACUUCAAGCCGUUCGCUCAAAUCAAAGACAAGCUGAUGACAUUCCGAGACAGCAAAGACGAUCUCACUGACAAGAUCGACUUCAUCAUCUGUCUAGGUGGAGAUGGAACUUUGCUGUACGCCAGUCAGUUGUUCCAGCAAUCGGUACCACCGGUCAUGGCAUUCCAUUUGGGAUCGUUGGGGUUCCUCACGCCGUUUAGGUUCGAUAAUUUCCAGGAGCAGGUUAAUAAUGUGCUUGAAGGACAUGCAGCGUUGACGUUACGGAGCCGUUUGCGUUGUAUUGUUAUGAAGAAAAUGGACCAGAAUACUUCUAGUGAUAAACCAAAUGUACCCAAAGUGCCAACGAAUCUUCUGGUUUUGAACGAAGUAGUUGUUGAUAGGGGUCCUUCACCUUAUUUAUCAAAUAUAGAUCUGUUCCUGGACGGCAAGUAUAUAACGUCGGUUCAAGGGGAUGGGUUGAUCGUCAGUACCCCGACCGGAAGUACUGCAUACGCUGUUGCUGCAGGUGCUUCAAUGAUUCAUCCAAGCGUUCCCGCAAUCAUGGUCACUCCCAUUUGUCCACAUUCGUUGAGUUUUAGGCCGAUCGUCGUACCUGCUGGAGUGGAACUUAAGAUAACAGUAUCUCCAGGAAGUAGAAACACUGCCUGGGUGUCAUUUGAUGGAAGAAAUAGGCAGGAGCUUUGUCAUGGAGACAGCCUGCGUGUAACAACCUCCAUCUACCCAGUGCCCAGCAUAUGCGCACAAGACCAAAUCACAGACUGGUUCGAGUCCCUAGCGACGUGCUUGCAUUGGAACGUGAGGAAACGCCAAAGGCACUUGGACGACGAUUCCCAAGUGAGCAGUUUGACCCACUCGACGUCGGACGAUGACACGUUGGACUCCUUCGAAAGGGAAGUACUGGACCAGGAGGAACAAGUCACGCAUGCUGCGUGAAGACUAGGGUAGAGUAGCAGUUGUGCGACAUAGUCGGUUGUGUCUUUAUAUAGGUCAGUUGAUAGAAAUGGGAAGAGUUGAUUUGUACUUUUUGACAAAAAUUUUAACAAGGAGCCACUCUUGAAGGUGUAUAAAGAGCGGAGGGUUAAACCGAAUUAUCUUAAAACACAUUUUCCCCGUUUUUACUAAGCAUUGGUGUAGCUUAUGGAUACUCGGCUCAUGUAACUUAUGGGAUGUAAUGAAAUUGGUUCAAAUUUAGAGAACAAAUUCACACAAUUAUUCAAUAGUUAAGACAAAAAAAUCUGACACUAUGUCACUAUCAUCCCUCUGUUCUUUACUAUGUAUCGCAUGAGUGGCUACCUAAAUAGAUGUACCAGGUAAUAAACUUUAUUGAUUAUCUUGGUGGUUAUUUUGAGGAGGCUGCAGUCAAAUAAUGUAGUUUUGAAGACUUUGCCUUAAGAAAUUGUCUACUGCAUGUCAAUUUUAGGUCAACCCCAUGGUAAUUUGUUCCAUAAAAUCUAAAACCGUAGUCAAAAUUAAUCUUUCACAUGGGAAUGUUGGGAUCGAACAUACAAUGUCUGGUCGUUCUUUCAACAUGAAAUGAAAAUAAAUUAUAAUUAAAACAAAAUAAUUUGCAAGUAUAGGAUAUUUUGCGUAGAAAGUCCAACCAUCAAGUGUGAAUUAAUUUGGAAUAACAUCAAUAUAAAAAUUGAGGUAUUAACAAAAAAUCAGUUUUAGUAAAAAAAGCGUGCGGGUGCGUGAUAUUAAAGGUUGGACUUACUUUUUUAGUUGCUAUUUACAAAAUUGGCUUAUUAUGAAAAUAAAGUUAAUUGUACCCCACGCUUUUAUAACUAUAAUUGAUUUUUUGAGAAAAUCGUAAUUUUUAUAUUGAUCUUAUUAAAACUAAUUAGUCAUACUUGAUUGUUGGACUUUCUUAAUGCAGUAACACAAGUUAUCCUGCACUGAAAAUUAUUUUAUACUUUUGAGUUCGAUUUCCUAGUAUAACUUAUUUUUAAAGGUUUUUCAAACCAGAAUCUUUCUUAAUUUUUAGUCUCAAAACGACAACAAAAGUACUUAUAUUCAGGAGCUUAGAUUUUUCGUAUACUUUAUAAAUAAUCAAUAAAUCUACAAUAAAUCUAAAUUUACUUCUAAAGUUUUUUCAGAAUUUCCAAAUCUUCAAAUUAUGUUCCAUUUUUCCCAAUUUUCAAAUCCAAAUUUUUCCAAAUUCCGAAAUUCAAGUUUUUUAAAUUUUCUAAUCAAAUCUUUUCCCAAUAUUGUAUUGUCAUGAAUACAUCCAGGUACCUACAUACUUUUCAAGCCAAUACAAGCGUGUUUGGAGAAAAAUAAUUGAUGAGUGAGCGAUGUAAGGUGAUGACAUUUUUCUAAAUAGUACAUUUUUACGUUCUUGAGCAGCAAUGUCCAAAAAUCUUACAAGCUGCAAUAUUUGACUGUAACAAUUUUGAUAAAUCAUGUUUGUAUAAUCUGUUUCAGCUUUAAUAGCGUCAGAAAGAUUGUACAGAUAUUAUGCACCGAGACAUUAGCGAUGUCUUUCAUCAUUUUUGAUGAUUUUUAGGUAAUAUCUUUAUGAAGAGUGAAUGGAUUUUGAAAAUUAAGUGUUUAAAGCGUGUCUGCUAUCUUUUUGCCGGUAAUUUGAGACAUUGUUUUCAUGUCAUUAGCAUUUUAAGCAGUAUUUUCAGAUAAGGACAGGAUGCUAGUCUACUGGAUUUGUAUAAAAAAAGGAACAUAUUCGACAUUGUGGCCAAACUACAGGGGUGUUACAGGGUGGUCUAAGUAAUCCUUAAUCUAAAAUUAUGUAAAGAAGCUAUUUGUAAAUGUUUUCCCUUUUUGUUAAAAGAAAUUGGGUGCCAAAAUUCUCAAAAAAUUGAUUUUCGGAAAUAGUCUUAAAAGCUGUCUUUGACUCUUGGGCCAACUUGUACUAGAAAUCAAAAUUAAAAUGUUUGCACUUUACAAAAAUACUUAUAUAGUUGUAGAAUGUCUGAAAAUUACCGUUCAAUGAGAAACUGAACCCCUGUAGGUUGUUUGAAAUAUAACAGGUGGAACCUGUGACAAAUUGUAUGUAUGAGUUUUUAUUUAUAUUUGAUAUUUAUUGCUACAGCUAUUAAGCUGUAUUGUUGAAAAGUGAUAAAUUUUGUUUAUAUUUUUGUAUGAUAUGGUCAAGGUAGCUUUACAAAUAAUAUAUGUAAAUUUUGAAUCUGGAAUUAUACACAAAUAGUUAAUGUUUUGGAAAAAUGUAGGACCAAUAUUUUUGUGCCAAUCUGUAUAGAUUGAGAACUUUUAUUUGUAAUACUUUGAGAAUAAAACAUUUGUUGAAAGGCUA